AUGGCUGGAUUUGUUUCACUCUGCAUUAGAUCAUCCAAGAUUGAUUAUGCCUUUUGGAAGGAUGGUGCUUUGAAACCCGCUCUUAGGAUGUAUCGUCGAUGGUAUGACCACCACUUCUUCAAGAAGGUUCCCCACGGCGCCGAGGCGGUGAACAUUCUGGUUGGUGAGACGACAUUUCUGCGUCACCCUGUGGCGGCAUUUGUACGACUCCGAGAGGCUGCCCGUCUUGGAGAGAUGACGGAAGUGCCAUUGCCGACUCGAUUCAUGUUUAUUCUUCUUGGCUCCCAGGGCAAUGGGGCCAAGUAUCAGGCCAUCGGACGCGCACUUGGCACUCUCUUCUCUGAUGAAAUGUUCUUAGAUUUUGCUACUCGCAGCACAUCACGCAACGAUCUCUUGGCUGGAAUUGACGAAUUCCUCAGUGCGUCUUCUCUCCUUCCGCCGGCCCAAUGGGAUCACAAAUCGAGAAUCGAGCCUCCACACGCUCCUCCAUCUCAGGAGAAUCGUAAGGCAGCUGCUGCCGCCGCCGCUUCUGCUGCCGCUGCUGCUGCAUCAAAUGUCAAGGCAGGAGCAUCGUCCACCGACGAAGGCCCACGCAAACGUCACAGUCUUCUUCCCAAACUCUAUCACCACUAUCGCCAUCAUAAAGAUCCCAAAUCAUCAAUCAGUCCCACCAACCUCUCUGUCUCUAUGGCAUCUCAACGGAAGAGGGCGGCCUCUCUCGGAUGUGGUGAUGCUAGGGGAAAGGACAGUCCGCCAUCCGCUUCGAAAGACAUCGUUUCUGUGGAAGGCGGAGGGGCCCCCCCGGGGGGCUCUGGUGCUUCUGAAGAGUUCGACAGAAACAAUGAUCCUGCUUUGAUGAGAACUGGAAGGUUAUUCGGUGGUUUGAUAAGGGAUAUAAAGAGGAAAGCGCCUUGGUACCUCUCAGACUUUACGGAUGGAAUGCACAUCCAGUGCUUUGCUAGCUUCUUCUUUCUCUAUUUCGCUUGUCUUACGCCCAUCAUCACUUUCGGUGGUCUUCUCUCUGGUGUUACUGGUGGCUACCUUGUACGUGCCAGUUUGAAAUAGCGGCAAAGUGGACAGGAAGAUGCAGCCGAUAAUGGCGUAUCUUACUCUACAAUAGCUACAAGGUACGUCUGA
Messenger RNA from Rodentolepis nana, 1137 nucleotides. Lineage: Eukaryota; Metazoa; Platyhelminthes; Cestoda; Cyclophyllidea; Hymenolepididae. The record is from the annotation of a GenBank genome assembly.